Prunus armeniaca (apricot) is the source of this 4386-nucleotide messenger RNA. Lineage: Eukaryota; Viridiplantae; Streptophyta; Magnoliopsida; Rosales; Rosaceae. The record is from the annotation of a GenBank genome assembly.
AUGUUGGCUGGACACCUCCCAUCUCUGGGUUUAUUAAGAUUAAUUUCGACGGGGCUUGGCAGGCUUCAAACUGCAUGGCUGGAUCCUAAAACUCUAACAUGGCCUCAGAGCCAGGUUGCAUCAUCCAAAAGCUGGGCGUUGUUCUGUGAAGAAAAUCGAUCAAGGUGUGCUCAUUCUAAGCUCACGAAGCUGACUGAGUUUGAUCAAGGGUCGAAUCUGAAAACAUCUUGUUUCCAGGUGAUUCUGAAAUACGUAAUGGCUGGAUCUGGAAGUUCGGAGGCUAGAAUCCCCAUUUUCUCAGGUGAGAACUAUGAAUUUUGGAGGAUUAAAAUGGUAACCAUUUUCAGAUCAUAUGGUUUAUGGGGUUUGGUAGAGAAGGGGUUCCUAAUCCCAGAUUCAAAGACGAAGCAGAAAUCUGAGGAUGGUUCAGAAGAAGAAGUUGAUGAGAAAACAGCUGCGAUUCUCAUGAAGGAUGCGAAGGCCUUGGGUAUCAUUCAAAAUGCUGUUUCUGAUCAGAUUUUUCCCAGAAUUGCAAAUGCUGACUCUGCAAAGAUGGCUUGGAAUCUGCUAUAUUCAGAAUAUCAUGGUGGAGAGCAUGUUAGAUCGGUAAAGCUUCAAAAUCUUAGACGUGAAUUUGAAUACACUAGGAUGCGUGAUAGUGAAACCUUAUCUGAAUAUCUUACUAGACUAACUGAAUUGAUUAACCAAAUGAAAACAUUUGGUGAAGUUCUGUCAAAUGAGAGGCAGGUUCAGAAGGUGUUAAUUAGUCUAAGUAAGAAGUAUGAUCCUAUAUGCAUUGUGAUUGAAAACACAAAGACACUAGAAACUGUGGAUUUGCAGGAAGUAAUUGCAAUUUUGAAGAGUCAGGAGCAACGGCUUGAAAUGCAUAGUGUUGAUACAGCUGAGAAGGCAUUUGCCUCAUUCACUGUGAGUGCAAAGGGUCAGAACAAAAACACUUCUCAGUCUGGUUCAUCUAAGUCACAGAAAAGCUGGAAUUCUAAAGGGAAGUCAUGGGAGGCAAAAGACAAGUCACAGCAGAAUAAUUAUUCUGCACAGAACCACACUUCAACUCAGUUCUCAAAUCAGGAAAACACAAAGCCUCAAUGCAAGGUGUGUUCAAAGCAUCACUUUGGUGAGUGCAGGUAUAAGGGAAAACCAAAAUGCUAUAACUGUGACAGAUUUGGACAUCUUGCUAGGGACUGUACAGUGAGCAAAAAUGUGCAGAAGGCUAAUUGUGUAAAUCAAAUGGAGGUAACAGGAAAUCUGUUUUAUGCAAAUUGCUCAACCACUGAGAUCAAAGCAAAUGAAUGGUAUAUUGACAGUGGCUGCAGCAAUCAUAUGACAGGAAAUUUAGAAUUACUGGCUGAUGUGAGAACUAAUGUAGCUGGGAAAGUACAAAUGCCAACUGGUGCACUAGUGAGUGUAGCUGGUAUUGGUUCACUGAGUAUUGAUACAGCAAAGGGCAGGAAAUACAUCAGAGAAGUUAUGUACCUGCCAGGAUUGAAAGAAAAUCUGCUAAGUGUUGGGCAGAUGGAUGAACAUGGGUAUUGUCUGGUGUUUGGAGAAGGAAUGUGCAGGGUAUUUGAUAGUCCAUCCAUGGAUUACCUCAUCACAAAGGUGGAAAUGAAGAGUAACAGAUGCUAUCCUGUCUCUUUUCUAGCUGAAAAACAGUUACUAAUGAAGACUAGUUUUCUUCAAUCCCCAUGGAUUUGGCACAAGAGACUUGGUCAUCUGAAUUUUGGAGGAUUGAAGCAGCUAAGGGAUAAAGAAAUGGUACAUGGUUUACCACAAUUGGAAGAACAAAGUGGUGUGUGUGAAGGGUGCCAAUUUGGAAAACAGCACAGAAAUGUUUUUCCAAAAGAUCAAGCACAAAGAGCAAGCAAAGUACUAGAGCUAGUACAUGUGGAUCUCUGUGGUCCCAUGAGAAAUGAGUCUGUUGCAAGGAACAGAUAUUUCAUGCUGAUUAUAGAUGAUUUCACAAGAAUGACUUGGGUAUAUUUCUUGAGAAACAAGUCAGAAGCCUUCUAUUGUUUCAAGAAGUUCAAGUCCAUGACUGAAUUACAAACUGGACACAAGGUGCAAUGCAUAAGAAGUGACAGGGGUGGAGAGUUUCUGUCUACUGAUUUUUUGGAGUUCUGUGAAGCUAAUGGCAUUCAAAGGCAGCUUACAAUGGCCUAUACUCCUCAGCAGAAUGGAGUAGUUGAGAGGAAGAAUAGAACUGUCAUUGAGAUGGCAAAAUCAAUGUUACAUGAGAAGGGAAUGCCCUAUUUCCUAUGGACAGAAGCUGUCCAUACAGCUGUCUAUUUGCUGAACAGAUGUCCUACCAAAGCUCUCAACAACAUUACUCCAUUCGAAGCAUAUAGUGGAAGGAAGCCUGGAAUUGCACACUUGAAGGUGUUUGGUUCUCUGUGUUAUGUUCAUGUGCCAACCGAAUUGAGACACAAGCUGGAACCUAAGAGUACAAAGGGAGUGUUUGUGGGAUAUGCAACUUGUGAAAAAGGAUAUAGAGUUUUUGAUCCUAUUUCUAACAAGCUUUUACUGUCAAGGGAUGUGACAUUUGAUGAAGAAAAAGCUUGGCAUUGGACAGACAAAGAUGGUUCAGUUAUGACAUCAUACUCAAUUGAAGACCAAGUAGACUUGGAUUUGAAAACUGACAGUUCUAAUGAGAACUCUACUGGUACACCUCAAACUUUGGAUAUGCAAGAGAGCACUUCAUCAACUCCAGGUGAUAUAAGCAGUGAAGAAAGGAGAACCCAAGCUUAUGAUCACACCCCUCUAAAAUGGAGAAGGCUAGAUGAUGUUCUAGCUCAGUGUAACUUGUGUAUCAUGGAACCAGAAAAAUAUGUUGAUGCUGCUCAGGAUGAAUCUUGGCUUAAGGCUAUGGAAGAUGAACUGCAGAUGAUUGAAAAAAAUGAAACAUGGGAAUUGGUAAAUAGACCAACUGAAAAACCAGUGAUUGGAGUUAAGUGGGUGUACAAGACAAAGCUGAAUUUGGAUGGCUCUGUGCAAAAGAAUAAAGCAAGAUUAGUGGCUAAGGGGUAUGCUCAGAAGCCUGGACUGGAUUAUAAUGAGACUUAUGCACCUGUAGCCAGAUUGGACACCAUUAGAACUCUUGUUGCUCUAGCUGCUCAAAAGGAUUGGAAAUUGUUCCAGCUUGAUGUGAAGUCUGCUUUCCUUAAUGGUGUGCUGCAAGAGGAAGUUUAUGUCAGUCAGCCUGAAGGUUUUGUAAUUAAAGGCAAAGAAGACAAGGUUUAUCGUCUGCAUAAAGCUCUUUAUGGUCUGAAGCAAGCCCCAAGGGCUUGGUAUGGAGAGAUAGACAGCUACUUCACUCACUGUGGUUUUGUAAAAAGCUUAAGUGAAGCAACUUUGUAUACCAAAGUGAGGGGAGAUAAGGAGAUUCUAAUUGUGUCUAUCUAUGUAGAUGACAUAGUGUACACAGGGAGCAGUCAAGCAUUGUUGGCUGAAUUCAAAGAAGACAUGAUGGCUAAGUAUGAGAUGACUGAUUUGGGUUUACUUCACCAUUUCCUUGGCAUGGGAGUUGUGCAGACUGUGUCUAGUAUAUUUCUACAUCAAAAGAAAUAUGCUAGCACCUUGUUGAGCAAGUUUGGUUUGACUGAGUGCAAAUCUGUGACAACACCUCUUGUUGCCACUGAGAAACUAGCUAAGGAUGAUGGGAGUGGAGCUGCAAAUGAAGAACAAUACAGAAGCAUUGUUGGUAGCUUAUUGUACUUAACUGCUACAAGACCAGACAUUAUGUAUGCCUCAAGCUUGCUAGCUAGAUUCAUGCACUGUCCUACAAAUAGACACUAUGGAACAGCUAAAAGAGUUUUGAGAUACAUCAAAGGAACUCUGGACUAUGGUCUUGAAUAUGUGAAAGGCAAAAGAUCAAUUCUAGUUGGUUACUGUGACAGUGAUUGGGGAGGAUCAGUUGGUGAUUGCAAGAGCACAUCAGGGUAUGCUUUUAGUUUUGGAAGUGGAGUAUUUUCUUGGGCCUCAGUAAAACAGAACUGUGUUGCACUGUCUACUGCUGAAGCUGAGUAUAUCAGUGCAGCUGAGGCUACUACUCAAGCUAUUUGGCUCCGUUUUGUGCUAGAAGACUUUGGAGAGCUUCAAACUGAAGCUACUCCAUUGCAUUGUGAUAAUAUAUCAGCAAUUGCAAUCACUAAAAACCCUGUAUUCCACCAGAAGACAAAGCAUAUUGACAGAAGGUAUCACUUCAUCAAGGAUGCAUUGCAAGAAGGAGUAAUCAAUUUGGAAUACUGUCCUACAAAUGAACAAUUGGCUGACAUUUUUACCAAACCUCUGGCCAAAGACAGAUUCAAUUAUCUCAGAGGCAUGCUUGGAGUGAAAUCACCUCAAGACUUAAAGGGGAGUGUUGAAUUAUAA